Messenger RNA from Homarus americanus (American lobster), 1755 nucleotides. RefSeq lists its product as uncharacterized. Gene Ontology annotation, biological process: regulation of DNA-templated transcription. The record is from RefSeq and is a predicted model, not a curated record. Lineage: Eukaryota; Metazoa; Arthropoda; Malacostraca; Decapoda; Nephropidae. Gene Ontology annotation, molecular function: DNA-binding transcription factor activity. The transcript has 3 exons. Bases 297 to 953 code for a protein of 218 amino acids.
GUAAAAGAAAGUUCAGUUGUGGGUUGGACAGCUACGGAACUUUAUUAUACUAUUACGCAUCAUUUGGGUCGAGAUCAUCACACACUUGUUAUGAUCUCUUUCUCUUGACACACACACACACGCACACACACACACAAGCUGAUUUAGCGCACCCGUGUAGUGGCACAAAGGGAACCUCUCUUGUCACUUGUGUAGGGUUCCAAUAGAGAGUGCGGUUUUACUCAGUGAAUAUUAUCAUGUAACUUCUGUGAUCAGUGACAGUUAAAGUGUAUUAGUUCAGAACCGUAGAAAUAGAGAUGUCAGCACAGACACAUAACAUUAAGGACACCAGAGAAAAUGUGUCAAGCAUCCAAAUAGGAAGUUGUGCAGCCACCACUCCUGGGAGGGGGUGUGUCACUAAACAACACACCGCAAUGCAACUUGUCACUGUACACGAUAUCGAGGUAUAUCAGAACGAGCGAUUCAGUGACUGUGGGUCUUCUGACUCUGAUGACGAAUCUGCUUGCCCGAAUGAGGUUCUUGCAUCUUCGGACAACAACCCGGACAACCCAGAGAACGAGGCUGUCAAGAGGAGAAGAUUACAAAACAAGCAAUCGGCCAAGAAGUUUCGCGACAGAAAGACAAGGCAAAGGGAAGAAAAGACGGCAAAGAACGAAAGGUUGAAGAAUGUGAACAAGGUCGCUAGGAGAGCCUCACGAAAGAUGAACGCCCGCCAGGCCGCGUACGAAGAGGAGCUGAGGAAUUUGAAGAGAGAGACAACUUGCUUGGAACAAAAGGGCAGACACAUAGACCAAGUGACUAAACAAAGCACGACGCAGUUGGUUUUGUUCAUAGGUCAUCUAGAGAUGAUAGCGGACACUUUAGAUGACGACAACGAGGCCAAACGAUUAAUUAAGAAUCUUGUUAAGAAUCUUUCACCUGUUCACGCCCACUACAAACGUCCUAUGAUGUGAUGUUUAUUUAGCUAAUGACAACUGUUAUAUUUAAGCUGCAACACCUCUCACUCACUAGGAGGAUGACCUCAUAUGUUCUGGGGUCACGUUAGUCAAGGUUUUUUAUUUGAACAUAACCCUCCAGUGACACGACACAGAUCAUGUCCCUCUUCCAAGAAUUUACCAACCACAUUGAAAAACUCUUCAUUACACUCUGUACCACCAUCUAAGCCCUACUCUUGCCUUCUGUUGCCACCCAGUCACUCCUCUCUUCUGGUUUGACACAUGCUGGUAGUUCCCCUGCGAGUCCCCCUGCUCACGACCUACUCCACCUUCGUCGGCCAUCACUACUGGCGUAGCAUCUACCGGGUCUGCCCUGGUGUGUCCUGCUGCCCCCGAGCGAAGUCCUGCCUCAUCUUUACGACACGUGGUGCCUCAACCUGUCUACCCACCGCAAGCCGCGCCCGCUACUGUGUCUGUGCUGUCUCCACCAGGGCUACUUAUUGGACCUGAGGACACCACCCCCGGCUACCUGUACCCCACUGGCAUACCGACGUACACGUCAUCACAAUCACACUAAAAGGUAUGUCCCUCAAUGUUGUCAAUGCCUAUGUGCCUCCCUCCACCCCUACUGUACCUGUCCCACCACACCAUAUCACCUCCACCCUCACUGUACUUCGCCAUGCCUAGUACAUCGGCAAACCUGAGCCUGGCCGCACUGUUUGUAAACUGUGGCCAACCCGACUCUCACAUCCUCUCUCACUACAUCCUCACUUGCCCUACGACCUGCUCCUACAGGUCCCCAGCCUCUUCCCUCCCUGAC